AUGACGACAAAUGCAGCAGAGGCUGCGACCUCAGAGAAGCCGCAUGUGGCAAAAACAAAGCGAUCCUGGCCACUGUGGAAGAAACUCACUGCCGUUGGCGUGGCACUUGUAGUCAUCGUCGCUCUGGCUGUUGGACUUGGUGUUGGCCUCACUCGAGGAAAGGGAGGAAACAACAGCGACGAUACCGCUAGCUCAGAGGCAGACGAUUCAACAGAGCCCUAUCUCAAAGCCCGUAGCAGUCUUUGGCAACCCAAAGUUGGCUCACAAUGGCAGAUCGUUCUCCUCAAGCCCAUCAAGCUCAACAAGGACGGCUCCACCAAGGAUCUCAAGCCCAACGUUGGCAUUUACGACUUGGAUCUCUAUGAUAACGACGCCGAGACCUUUACAGCCCUACACAAGGCUGGUAAGAAGGUCAUCUGCUACUUCAGCGCCGGAUCAUGGGAGGAUUGGCGCGAUGACAAGAACCAGUUCAAGAAGGCCGAUCUUGGCAAGACUCUCGACGGCUGGCCUGAUGAGAAAUGGCUCAAUCUGAGAAGCACCAAUGUUCGCAACAUCAUGAAGAAGCGCAUCAAGCUUGCUGCUCAAAAGGGUUGCGACGCUAUUGACCCCGACAACGUCGAUGGUUAUCAAAACGACAAUGGCCUCAAGCUGACCAAGAAAGACUCUAUCGACUAUAUCAAGUUCCUUGCCGCAGAGGCUGCAAAGUAUAAUAUGUCCACCGGUCUCAAGAACGCCGGCGAUAUCAUCUCCUCUGUUCUACCCUUCGUCCAGUUCUCAGUCAAUGAGCAAUGCGUCGAGUACUCUGAGUGUGAGACAUUUUCCAAGUUCAUCAAGGCCAAGAAGCCUGUUUUCAAUAUUGAAUAUCCUAAGAGCGCGCCCAAGGUCAAGGAGUCCGAUCGCAAAGCCAUUUGCUCGAAGAAGGGCAAGGCAAAGGGUACAGAUGGUUUCAGUACUGUUAUCAAGAAGAUGAAUCUUGAUGGUUGGGUCAUGUACUGCACCGGCAAUACCUAUCAGACUGCAGUCGAGAACUGA
Molecule: messenger RNA, 1032 nt
Organism: Fusarium tjaetaba
Lineage: Eukaryota; Fungi; Ascomycota; Sordariomycetes; Hypocreales; Nectriaceae
Product: endo alpha-1 4 polygalactosaminidase precursor
Exons: 2
Coding region: 1-1032 (343 amino acids)
Source: RefSeq, a predicted model, not a curated record